This is a messenger RNA of Linum tenue, 1356 nucleotides long. Lineage: Eukaryota; Viridiplantae; Streptophyta; Magnoliopsida; Malpighiales; Linaceae. The record is from the annotation of a GenBank genome assembly.
AUGGCACCAACAACAUUAUCUCCCCUCGUAAUCACUCUCUUCAUCCUUUUCUCCAUCUCACUCAACUCCCACUGCUUCAAAAUCACGACUCAACUCAUCCACCGUGACUCCUACUUCUCUCCGCUCUUCAACGCCACCGAGACCACCGCCGAUCGUGCUGCAAGGAUCAUCGAAGCUACCCUCGCCCGCUAUGGUCACCACCUGAACGAGGACGACAAGCCACUGGCUGUCGACAUCAAGGCCCCGGGGAUCUGGGGAAUCAAGCAUAACAUAUUCUACGUCAACUUCUCCAUCGGCGACCCACCGGUACCUCAGCUAGCUCUGAUGGACACCGGCAGCGACUUGUUGUGGGUGGAUUGCCCGCCGUGCAGUCCCUGCUCCACCAGUUCCGGAGCCACCUAUUUUUACUCCUUCAAUUCCAAGACCUACUCUCCGUUCCCUUGUACCGAUGACUGCGAAAAAUGCACAAGACGAAAAGGGGGUUGGCCAUGGUCGCCGAAGCACUGCAUGUAUAGAAUAGACUACAUGGACGGCCACAGUUCAGAAGGAAUCUACGCCACCGAACAACUAACCUUUCGGACCUCCAACAAUGGAUUCGUGACCACCAUCCCGAAAGUCUUCUUCGGGUGUUCUAGUAAGCAGACCGGACCAGGAGGUCUCGAACCGCACGUCAACGGAAUUCUAGGACUAAUGGCUGGAGCCGGCGAUGAAGAUUUUCCCGAUGGCCAGUUCCCUUUGGUUACCCGAUUGGGUACUAGCUUCUCGUAUUGCGUCGGCAGCCUGUCCGAUCGUUACUACCCUCACAACCACUUAUCCUUCGGCCUCGCUGUCGACUUGAUCGGUGGAUCGACUCCCUUGUACCUCCAAGACGGCAGUUACUUUGUCCACCUCUCCGGCAUCAGCUUCGGUGGCAAGAUGUUGGACAUAAAAAAGGAAGUGUUCACAGAGAUGGCGUUGAGGAAGAAGAUUGAGAUGGACAGCGGAUCAGAGCUGUUUCUCCUGUACACCGAAGCUUUCGACGCGGUGAAAGCAAAGGUUGAGAUUAUGGCUUUCUGGGAGCUAACCCGGGUCUCUCCGCCGAGCCCUUUGGAGCUAUGUUACAAAGGAACUGUAGACAGAGAAGGUCGAGGGUUUCCGGUGAUGGGGAUCCACUUCGUCGGUGGGGUGGAGUUGGUCGUGAAUCGUUUUGGGAUGUUCUGGCAGGUUACGGAUGAUGUUUUCUGCCUGGCUGUUGUUAGGUCAAAGGAUGUGAGUGUUAUUGGGAUGAUGGCUCAACAGGGUUACAAUGUUGGGUAUGAUCUGAAAGCAAUGACAGUGAGUUUCCAAAAAAUGGAUUGCCAACUUUUGGAAGGAUGA